GUCAGAGAGAGCUCAACAGAGCGGCUGUAGCGAUGGCGGAGGGAGAGGAGGAGGUGAACUACGCUUCGGUUGUUUUCAAAGCCGGCAACAAUCCUCCACCUGCGGCAAAAAGAGGGGAGGAAACUGUGUACGGUGAGGUGAAGGCGCAGAACGAAACAAAGAACGAGGACUCAGCAGGACGUCGGCGCUUUCAGCACUUGGCUUGUUGUUUGGGGAUUCUCUGUGUCAUUCUGCUGGGUGGCAUCAUCGGAGUCUGCGUCUACCGAGUCCAGGAGCUGAACUCACGAAACCAGGAGCUGGAGAAAAAUAAUAACAUCCUAACAGAGAAAAUACAAGACAUGACAACAAACAGGAAUGAGCUCAACAUCAGUCGAGCUCAGUGGAGCAUCGAUUCCUACUGCAGACAACCUGACAAUAAAAAGUGUCAACCUUGUCAGAAGGGUUGGACACUCACUGAGCCCAGCUGCUAUGCGUAUAAUGACGCUCAGCCUCCUAAACAAAAAACCUGGGAAGAAGCUCGAGGAGACUGCAGAGGAAAGAAUUCAGAUCUGGCUGUUGCACAUGAUUCAGAUGAAAAGGAAGCAAUCAAUACUAACAGCUUUGGAUCUAAUGGAUUCUGGAUUGGUCUGAGAGUUAAAGAUGGGAAAUGGAAGUGGGUGGAUGGAAGUGAUCUGACUGAGAGCUCCUGGAUAGUUCCUCCUGCUGACGGUCGCUGUGCAUUGUUUUACACGGGCAGAAACACAUGGUCAUCAGUGAGCUGUGGUGCAACACAUCAAUGGAUCUGCCAGCAGAAGGCUCUCUCUGUUUAAACAAAGCAGUCAUACUAAGAAGGUUACUGGAAACUCUUUGAGAAACAGAUGAAUUAC
Molecule: messenger RNA, 866 nt
Organism: Gymnodraco acuticeps
Lineage: Eukaryota; Metazoa; Chordata; Actinopteri; Perciformes; Bathydraconidae
Product: C-type lectin domain family 10 member A-like
Exons: 7
Coding region: 33-809 (258 amino acids)
Source: RefSeq, a predicted model, not a curated record